Messenger RNA from Dissoconium aciculare CBS 342.82, 2021 nucleotides. Its product is annotated as general substrate transporter. The transcript is spliced from 6 exons. Gene Ontology annotation, biological process: transmembrane transport; carbohydrate transport. Gene Ontology annotation, cellular component: membrane. The coding region runs from base 214 to 1674 and encodes 486 amino acids. Lineage: Eukaryota; Fungi; Ascomycota; Dothideomycetes; Mycosphaerellales; Dissoconiaceae. Gene Ontology annotation, molecular function: carbohydrate:proton symporter activity. The record is from RefSeq and is a predicted model, not a curated record.
GCGAGGCUACAUUCAAGAUGGAGUCUGUCAAGAAGUUUUUCGGCGAUGCGCACUUGCAGGUUGUUGCUUUCAGCAGCACAGCAAUCGCGUUGUAUGGAUAUGAUCAAGGUAAAGUAAAUCCCCCAUUCCUCGAAUCGAUCCAAGAACUCUGAUUCCACGGUCCGCGGCGCGCGUGCCCAGCACCCAAUCACUGACUUUCUGAACCCAGGAAUGAUGUCGUUGAUCAAUGUGAACAAGAACUACCUGGAAACUAUGGGUAUUGCCAAAGAAGACCCUCAGGUCGGAGUGAUCGUCGCGGUCUAUUAUAUCGGCUGCUCUAUCGGCGCUGUGUUAUUCAGUUGGUUAGCAGACCGCUUAGGCAGACGAGCUGGCUUGUUCGGAUGCCUCGCAACUUGCGCUUUGGGAAAUCUGAUCUGUUUCAUUGCUGGCCUGGGUUUCUCCCGAGGAGCUCUGCCGGUCAUGUACGUGGGCAGAGUAAUUAUGGGUCUUGGCGUCGGCGGUGUGGAUUCCGUGGUUCCAACGUAUAGUUCCGAGCUCUCCGAUGAUGAUGCACGUGGCAAGGCCAUGGCCCAGGAGUUUCAAGCGAACAUUUUUGGGUUGAAUCUUGCCUUCGCAAUCAACCUCGUGGCUGCUCGUGCACUCGGCAAGUCGAAUCAAUGGGCUUGGAGAAUUCCAAUCAUCGCUAUGCAGAUUUUCCCGCUCAGUUUGUUAGCAUUUGUCGGAGAACUGCCCGAAAGCCCUCGCUGGCUUGCAGGCAAGGGAAACCAAGAAGAAGCUACAAAGGCUCUCAAGAGGUUCCAUGAUGAGGAAACGGCCAAGAAGCGAAGCGAGGAGCUUGUCAAGGCUGCAGAGGAUGAUGAAGGUAACUCUGUCAGCUACAAGGAUAUGCUUACGCCGGGUCACAUCCAGUUCCAUCCAACAAUGCUUACAGUCAUGGGACAAAUCAACCAGGCUCUCACGGGAUAUGGAUGUCUCUCGGUUUACGGCCCUCAGAUCUUUGAGCUUCUGGGCUACGGCACAAGCAAAGCGGAGUAUCUCACUCAGGGCAAUUACGUCUCUUACUUCCUUUUGAUGACUUUCGCUUGGGUGUUGGUUGAUGCCGUGGGCCGCCGCACCAUCCUGCUCUAUGGUUCUGGGGUUCUGAUUUUGUCAUUCCUACUUCUGACUGUCUUCGCUGGACUCGCUAUGAAUGCUGAUGAUCUUGGUAUCCAUCAAAACGCAGUCGCCAUCCCGGGAAUCGUCGUCUUGUUCAUCGCCACUGGCGCAUUCGGCAUUGGUUGGCUGGUGCCCCCCUGGUUGAUUCCCACGGAGAUCUACCCUACAACCGCGCGUGCCAAGGGGACCGCGAUUUCCGUCAUCACUUGGGGCUUCGCCAAUUUUGUGGUGACGUUAAUGUCACCCAUUCUUUUCAAUAACUUGAAGUUUUAUAUCUUCCUCGUGUUCGCUGGCACAAACACCAUCGCCGGCGUCUGGACUUACCUCUACUGCCCUGAGACUGGCGGAAGAAGCUUUGAGGAGAACCAAGAGUACUUUGAGGAUGCUAAGGACGAGAAGAGCUGGCGUGUGCACAAGGUCGGCAAGGGCAAAUUCAGAUGGUUGCCGUACCCCAAGCCAGGUGGCGAAGAAGGAGAAACGCAACCUUUGCUGCAACGUAUUGCGGACCAGGUUUCAUGAGCAAAGCUGUGGGCAAGAAAAUGUGUUACUGUCGAAGAUCUAGAGCCGAACGAUAACAACAUACUCCGAAGCACAAGCCUUGAUUGCAUGACAAAAUCGAGAGGCUUUCAAUGGCAGAAAUAUGCCGAUCUUGCUUUGACCCAUAUGGAUUAUAAUAAUUUAGAAGCGACGGAGAAUUUCCUAUUCUAACGUCAAUAGAAUUUAUUCCUCGCAAGUAUUGAAAAUGUAGCAAAAUUGAGCAAGAAGCCGGAGAUGGAAGCAGUCCUGUGAAUGAUACAACUCGAUGAUGGAUCGUUGUCCUGACGCAUCAGCUUGAUCGAACAACAGCUCAGUGACGAUAUCUCGUG